AUGCUCAACCUCCAAAACAAAGUCGUCCUGAUCACCGGUCUCGGCCAAACCAGCGACGAAGGCUGGGGCAUCGGCGCCGCCAUCGCGACGCUCUUCGCACGACAAGGCGCAAUCAUAUACGGCGGCAACCGGUCCCUGUCAUCAGCCACACGCGCACAAACCCGGAUCCAGAAGGAAGAAGGAACAUGCGACGUACAGGAGACAGACGCGACGAGCUCCAUCAGCGUCAAGCAACUAGUCGACAACUGCAUGGCACGACACAGCCGCAUCGACAUCCUAGUCAACAACGUCGGGCGCUCCGAGCCCGGCUGUCCGGCCAGCAUGUCAGAAGAUAUCUGGGAUGCACAGAUGGACAUCAACCUAAAAAGCGUCUAUCUGACGUGUCACUACGUUCUCCCGAUCAUGGAACGGCAAGAAACGGGCGGCGCCGUCGUGAAUGUCGCCAGCAUCGCCGGUCUGCGGUAUAUCGGAAAACCGCAGGUGGCGUACUCAGCGACCAAGGCGGCUAUCAUGCAAUUUACUAAGGCUACUGCCGUGGUGUAUGCCGAAAAGGGGGUGAGGUUGAAUACGGUGGUGCCGGGGUUGAUCUACACGCCGUAUACAAAGGCGCUGGCAACGAGGUAUGCGCCGGGAGGGGAUGAAGAGGCGUACAUGGCGAUGCGAGAUGCGCAGGUGCCGAUGGGACGCAUGGGCGAUGCGUGGGACGUGGCGCAUACCGCGUUGUUUCUGGCUGCAGACGAGUCACGAUAUAUUACGGGCCAGGAGAUUGUGGUUGAUGGGGGAAUUACUUCGUCUACAGGGAGAGUCUGA
Molecule: messenger RNA, 810 nt
Organism: Aspergillus affinis
Lineage: Eukaryota; Fungi; Ascomycota; Eurotiomycetes; Eurotiales; Aspergillaceae
Product: SDR family NAD(P)-dependent oxidoreductase
Exons: 1
Coding region: 1-810 (269 amino acids)
Molecular function (GO): oxidoreductase activity, acting on the CH-OH group of donors, NAD or NADP as acceptor
Source: RefSeq, a predicted model, not a curated record